Messenger RNA from Chrysemys picta bellii (western painted turtle), 2811 nucleotides. It is a transcript of the gene ORAI3, whose product is annotated as ORAI calcium release-activated calcium modulator 3. Gene Ontology annotation, cellular component: membrane. Gene Ontology annotation, biological process: store-operated calcium entry. Gene Ontology annotation, molecular function: store-operated calcium channel activity. The record is from RefSeq and is a predicted model, not a curated record. NCBI's taxonomy places the organism in Eukaryota, Metazoa, Chordata, Testudines, Emydidae.
CCCCCACCCCUCCUCUUCCUCUGCCCCCCUCCCAAACUCCCCCCCACCUUCCCCUUAGACAGCCCCUCCAUCCCCUUUCCCUCAGAUUCCCUCCCCCACACCCUGGGCUCUCUGGUUGCCCCUCCCCUGUGUGAUCCCUGCCCCUGGAGGUCUCUCCCGUCCCAUCCCCCCACGGGUUCCCCCUUCCUUGACCAGGGCAUCCUGGUCCCCCAUUUCCCCUCCCCUGCCUGAGGUCUCCCAGCCCCCUGUGCCUUCCCCUGGAUACUACCCUCCCCUCAUUGGCCCUGGGCGAUCUGUGACCUCCCCCGCAGUCUGCCUACCCCCCCAUUGUCUGCCCCCCCCCAUUGCACCUCUCUCCCCGCCCCCAUUGCCUAGGUCUCCUCUCCCCGCCAAGCGGCGGAUCUUACCGCCCGGUCCCGAUGCAGGCCGGCGGGGGUGCCGAGGGGGAGCUGGGAGGCGAGGGGGAGCGGGAGCCCCUGAACCCGGAGGCGGCGGACACACUGGGGGUCUCCCCCACCUACCGGGAGUUUGUGCGGCACAGCUACCUGGAGCUGAUGGGUGCCAACCAGCACUCGCUGCACGCCCUCAACUGGCGGCGUCUCUACCUCAGCCGGGCUAAGCUCAAGGCCUCGAGUCGCACCUCAGCCCUGCUCUCCGGCUUCGCCAUGGUGGCGAUGGUGGAGGUGCAGCUGGAGGACUAUGACUACCCACCGGGGCUGCUGAUCGCCUUCAGUGCCUGCACGACGGUGCUGGUGGCCGUGCACCUCUUUGCCCUCAUGGUCAGCACCUGCAUCCUGCCUAACAUCGAGGCCGUCAGCAACAUCCACAACCUCAACUCGGUCAACGAGUCGCCCCACGAGCGCAUGCACCGCUACAUCGAGCUGGCCUGGGGCUUCUCCACCGCCCUGGGCAUCUUCCUCUUCCUCACCGAGGUGGUGCUCAUCUGCUGGGUCAAGUUCAUGCCCGUGGCCGGCGGCGGCUGGGACGCCGCUGUGGCCUCCACCGUCAUCAUGGUGCCGGUGGGGGUGGUGUUCGUGGUGUUCGCCCUCCACUUCUAUCGCUCGCUGGUGAGCCACAAGACCGACCGGCACCAGCAGGAGCUGGAGGAACUCAGCAAGAUUAAGUACCAGCUGGACGGAGAGGCUACCGCGGUGCAAACUGUGUGAGGCCGGAUCCGGCUCCUGACCGCAGGGGGUGCCUGGAGCUGGCCGGUUCCCCCGGCUGCCCCGGGGAUGGCCAGAAGACGUUGGCGGCUCCCCCAAGCGGAGGCUGCUUGAGCCGGACAGGAGAGACAGCUGCUGGCUGGGGGCUAAUCCACAGCUGGGGUCGUUCCCAGCCGUCUCCUCCUCCUGCCUCUGCUGCUUUCGGGCUGGGUUUUCCGUCCCUCGCCACCUCAGCCGUGGGGGAAGUGGGGCUGGUUUGUCCGGCCUGACCAGGCACUGCCCAGGAGAAUCGCUCCCCGUCCCCUCUCCUUCCCGGCCAUGCUUCCCCUGCUGAGGCUGUGGUAAUGACGCCCAGCCAGCGGCUCGUCCUGGGGGGUGGGGGUGCUGUGUGGGGCACACAGGUACAGAUCGGGGGAAAGUGUAGACACAGAUACGGCCAAGCUGGGGUCUGCAGUGGGGCAUACGCACAGAUCUGGGGCUCAGCCACCAUUCGGGUACAGCGGUCCCGGAGCUGGGGUAGAUGGGGGGUGGGGGGAGUUUAUUCUCAGCCACGUUGCCGAGAUCCCCCACUAGGGGGCAGCGCUGAGGCAUCAACGGCCUCUCCAGCCUUUGGCGGCUAUGGGAGCGGGGCGCUUGUCCCUGGGCUGAGAGCCAGUCAACUCAUGUCCUACCAACCCCCCAGCCCUGUCCUGGAGGGCAAGGCCCCGUGUCCCUCUAAGCCAGCCAGUCCCUCUCCCUGGGGCUGGAUCGGUGCCAGUGCCCUGUGUCCUCUUCCCCACUGGUCAUUAAAUAAAAUUAAUGACUGACUAGCUGAUAUAGCGACCUUUGCUCUCUAACUACGGUCAGAGCUCCACUGCAGAGAACAAAACAGUAGCUAGCAUUAAUGUAGGCCCUCUGAUAAUAUGGUCCAUACCCUGUCCCAGCAGAGGACAACACCCCUUGCUAAACCAAAACAAAAGCCAGUUCUGUCAGACCUAUAAUGUCUUGUGCUUGGCUUCUAUCAAGCAGGAACAGGUACUUAAGCAGAGCAAAACAGACUAUACUUUUGUAGGACCUACGAUAUGUGGCAUUGAUUGCGGAUGGGAGGGGAGCCCAUCUUGCUUGCCGAAUCAGUGUUUUUGGUAGGACCUGUAAUAAUGUGGUGUUGCAGGUCCAGCCAGCUGCUUAACUGAAACAGCCAGCCAGUGGUCUUUUUUUUUUUUUUUUUUUUGGGGGUAGGGCCUAUAAUAUGUUGUCACACAUUCAGCCAAUGUGCAGGCAAGUAGCUUAAUGGAAACAAACUGCCAGUGCUUAGUUGUAGGGCCUAUAAUAUUGUGUACUCUGCCCUGCAGGGUGGCGAGCAGAAAUGUGUGGUUUAGCUGGAAGGACAGAACCUUUUGCAAGAGAGCCAGAGACAUUAUUAACGUCUGCAGAGCAAUUCACAGCCAUACUGCAGUGCCUUAUAAUCACCAGCAGCCUGGUGCUUGGAGGGGAGUGGGGUCUAGUGGUCAGAGCAGGGGGGUGCCUGGCCCCUCUGAUGCCGACAGUUCGAUCCCGCACCAAGGAUUGUGGCUGGCUCCAGCCCCCUGGGGUCUGCUGGUGGAUUUUCUGGUCUUUUUGUGCCUGUCAUUUUUUUGCAGUUUGUAAAUAAACGAUUGUCUUUGGCAAA